Danio aesculapii is the source of this 1666-nucleotide messenger RNA. RefSeq lists its product as uncharacterized. The record is from RefSeq and is a predicted model, not a curated record. Lineage: Eukaryota; Metazoa; Chordata; Actinopteri; Cypriniformes; Danionidae. The transcript has 6 exons. Bases 356 to 1048 code for a protein of 230 amino acids.
CACUCGGCAGAAAACUGCGGAAGCGCGACGUGGAUCUAUAAGCAGCUUACAAACAAUUUAUUACACCUGUUGCGCUUCGUUUAUGAGACAUUGAAUCUACAGAGCUGAGCAAAUGUGUUUGGAAGGAAGCGUGUGUCCUCAAAUCUGCUUCUGAAACACAAUGGGAACACGAUCACAAUCACUGCCUCCUUUGGGACACCAGAGAACAAACUACACAGACGACAACAACAGAAUUUAGGCCAUUACAGAGGCAUAUCGACCCCCUGCUGAGUCAGCUUUAGCUUAAAAGUACAAAUAGAUGCAGACAGAAGAGUAAAGGGCUCUGAGGUUUGACUGGAUUACAUUGCUGUGUGUUAUGGGAGAGUGUGUGUUGGACCACUACGAAGAAGAUGGGUUUCAGAGUUGUGAAGGGUUUGACGACUGGGCCACGUUUAGUUCUGCAGACUGGACAGAAACCCAGAAAAAUAACAAUGAGUUUUCAGACUGGGCUGGAUUUCAGGAUAAGACCGGGAAGGAGGAAUUACCAACCACACCUCUGAUGGAAACAGGAACUUUUGACUGUCCUGAAAAUGCUGAUAAUGACGAUGAGGUAAACCCCUGGUUCGUUUUUAACAACUGUUUUCAAGUUGAGGAGGCAGAAAAAGAUCCUGUUGUGAUGGAAAUCCCUACACUGUCCCUGCUGCCAGAACACACCGCAGAUACGCUCUCUCAGUCUGCUGCAAUAACAAGUGAAGCUGCAAGUUUCUGGUGUCAUUUACAGUCUGGGUCAAAAAUGCUGAGAUUGUCAGGUCCCAAACCCAAACUACACUCCCAGGAAGGACUGCUAAAAACACUGCAGCUCAAACAGCCUGAUGCAAACACUCACUCACAGACAAACACUCUUCGAGAUCUUGAACUAGAGGUUCAGGAAGACCGUCCUGGAGCACUUAUUCAAACUAAGCUGAUGCCAUCAUCAAACUGCCGUAAUGCUCCAGGAUUCUUUUAUCAGGUCUCACGUCACUGGCUCAACAUGAACCUGAACAAGCACAACAAUGAUCCUCUGCAGUAAUCAACAUCACACGCACACACAGGAGUCACACUGUUACACUCAAAAGACUGAAUCUCCAGUGAAAAAAACUCAGCCACACAUGAACAUUCUGUCAUCAGUUGCUUAACUCAUUGUGACUGGAUUGAAAUGAGUUAAUAGUAUAAUCAUCAACAUUUCUGAGAAAAUCAUACAGGUUAGAAGUGAGGACUGAAUUUCAUUUUUGAGUCUCUUUACCAAACAACGCAGUCCCUGCUUUCUUUAUAUGCAAACAAGUACAGGUAAGCAAUUUUUACAAAUGAAUAUAGAAAAAAAAUCUGCUACAAACGUACUUGAAAAACACACUGGAUUGUAUCGCUACACACACACAAGCUCAGGAGGGAAAUGUUACUUGACAAAGACACCUUGCCACAAAUAGAACAGAACUAACAAGUGCCUAAUAAUGAGAAAAUGAAGAAGCUGCUGCUGCCUGCGUGCAUGAAUUAUUUUUUGUCAUGAACUGAGAAAUUGAAACUAUGAACGGAAAUGUUUGAAUGUAUUUAGCAUAUUUAUAUUGGAGAUAUUUAAAUACAUUAAUAUACAGAUCAAAUAGUUUGAGUUGUUUGCUUAAAAAAAAAAGAUUAAAUCUCAUCUGUAAUAAAC